Messenger RNA from Funneliformis mosseae, 1854 nucleotides. Lineage: Eukaryota; Fungi; Glomeromycota; Glomeromycetes; Glomerales; Glomeraceae. The record is from the annotation of a GenBank genome assembly.
AUGAGCAUCGAAGCGACUUUUCGAGGUUAUAUUGAAACGACACAAGAUACUUUACUCAUAUUCGAAGCUUGUCGACGAGGUGUACUUCCAAGGAUAUGCCGACGUCUUCAGGAAAAAGAACGAAAAAUCGUAACUUCAGGAAGUGUAUUCGUUUUUGAUGAACGCGAAUCCGGAAUAAAACGUUGGACUGACGGUUUAGUAUGGAGUCCUUCACGAAUCCUCGGAAAUUUUCUUAUCUAUCGUGAACUUGAUAAAAGAGCCCCGACAGGUAAAAAAGACUCGAGUCCGGUAGAACGUCAAAGAAGCAAUAGUACCGAUAUGGAAUCUCAGACAGAAAAGAAUAAAGAACGCGCUUUGGUUGGAAGUUUGACAAACUCUUAUCGAUUCAAGAAGGGUGGCUUGAUCAAAAAAACAAUGUCAAUUAUGGUUAAUGGCGUCAGCCAACAUAUGAUCAGUUAUUAUACAAAAGAAGAUGUCCUGGCCUGUAAACUCAAGACUCCUUCCUCCAUACCAAACUUGGCCAUUCUAGAGAUCUCUCCCGAAUUCUUAUUAAAGCAAAACUUUAGGAUACCGCCCGUGAUAGAGUCGACUUACGAACAAGGUGAACAAAGCUCACCAAGUACGGUUGUUUCAACUGUGACAGCUCCCAUAAAUAUGCACGUAGGUUCAUCACUGACGAUGAACUUUCCUUCCCCUGAUCAUUCCAUCUUCAUUGCAGAAUUGGAAGGGAUGACUUAUGGUUCAAAACAAUCCUCGGUAUCCUCUCCACAUGCUAUCCUACCUAAACCCGGUACUGUAAGCCCAUCACGAUUAACAAAUAUGGACUAUCCUCAUACCUCUCGCAUAAAGGUUGAAAUGGAUCAUUCGAAUCAAUCCGGUGUUGACUUGUAUCGUUCUUCAACCUAUUCGACUGGUCCGGCUACCUCAUCCGGUUAUCCUUCAACUAUGCAUCCUUCCACUUCUCAUUAUACACCUUACGGUCAUCCUGUCGCAAAUGGCCCUGAUGGAUCCCAUACAUUACCGAUGCCAUCUCUGAGACCUUUUGUGAAUCGUCAACCUUCUUAUGAAUUUCCUCCCCUUACACCUCACGUUAAUACUUCGGUUCCACCAAGAUUGUUAGCUUCCUCGCAACCCUUAAUACCAAGUAUAGGUUCUAAUCAAAACGAAUAUAAUAAUUAUUAUCAUUCGCCUCCAAAUAGCGGGAAUUCUCAACCUAAUGGUAGCUGGUCUGACUAUCAAUUUUCUUCGUAUUCAUCGUCAAAUUCAAAUCAUUCGCAUGGAAAUGGAAGUCAAUCCACCACGGGAAAUUUGACUUCAAUCAAUCAUCAAGCGCAGUCGAAUAAUAACCCUCACGCAGAAACAGGUAGCGAAGUGUUUUAUGCUACUGCCACUGCCACCGGUAAUGAUUCUGCCACCCAUCCUAUCAACACGCUUAGCCACGUGCCUUUAUAUACAACUCCAUAUCAUGAUUUAUCACCUUCCCUCCCCGAAUUAUACAAUUCUUCUGCCCACUCACCUACAACCAACUCCGCACACUCUCAAUCAAAUCAGCAUGAACAUCUAGCGACUUCUCCAUCUCCCACACUUCCCGCUAUUGCUUCGCCUACCAGUACCGCAAGUACAAGUAACAAUAACGCGCCUGUAACGCCUCCUCUUAGUUCUCCUAAUACCAGUAACAACGCUACAAUCGUCAGUCACGGCAAUGGUGGUACGGGUCUUUAUAAUUCAAAUUAUUCAUCGUAUUAUUCCUCGUGGAUAAAGUCUGAAGCGUAUCCCACAGUUUCAAUGCCCUCUAGUUCAUUCGUGUACGAUCCUUAUCUAGUAAGGCCUGUGGAUACAUGGGGAGGGAAUUGA